GUCGUGCGCUGCACAUGAUCAGCCAUGCUUGCUAAGUCUGUCUGUUGGCUGUUGCUAUGGCUACGGAAAGCCAAUGGAACCCAAUGAGCUGUCGCCGCAGCGCUGAGAGGACCAGCCAUUUUACUUAUGGAAAGCACUGUGUGGCAACGAGAGCUUCGCGGUGGAAGAAGCAUUUAUUUCUUUUAAUCUUUUGAGAGAAGAGAGCCACAAUGGGCAUGCUAGUGCACAAUCAUUGCAGCCACGUGUGCCUGCGAGCUGCCCCUGCGACAAGCUGUUGUUGACUGCUGUUGCAAUUAGCUGAUUGGAGCGCGGGGAAUGCAGGGUGAUAAUGCUGCGUAUCCGCUCGCGGGCAGCAGGAAAGGGUUUUGUCUCGGGAAGGCAAGCCUUCCCCCCCGCCCGCACAGUUAUCUCAGCAGCUCCCCAGCUGAGAGAACUGGGGCUCUGAAAAGAGGGUGUCGCCCUCUGCUAGCACGGAUCCUGAGCCAGGCUGCUGCUGCUUAGGAGCCGCGGGUCUGGGAAAGCAGGUGUGUGUGUGCUCGGAUGGGCACUGGGCUGGAACGCAGGCGGACGCUCUUGAGUCCACCUGCUUCCUGUGAACAGACUGUUAGCUCAGAGCAUCUGCUCCAGCACGCUGACGCUGAGAAAGGGGCUCCGGGCAUCCCACUUGACUGACGGAGACGCUUGGAUUGGACUUAAUCUUAAACCUCUGGAGGUCAAGACCUUUUAAAAAGGGCUACAUAAACAAUCUCUACACGGAAAAGGCCCCUGACUUGUGCUUCCUCUGUUGGAGCAACUGUGAAGUUCAGCCUCUUCAAGAGCCAGAAUAGGACAGACUCAUAUACCAUUCUGAUCUGGGUGCAUUUCUUCAGAAGGAAAACUGAAGACUUUAAUAACAAACCUUUCAAGGUGAAAAUGAAUACAGAUAGCGGUGGGUGUGCUCGCAAACGUGCUGCCAUGUCUGUUACAUUAACAUCUGUGAAGAGAGUUCAAAGUUCUCCAAACCUAUUGGCUGCAGGGCGUGAUUCUCAGUCUCCAGACUCAGCGUGGAGCUCUUACAAUGAUCGAAAUCCAGAGACACUGAAUGGAGAUGCCACAUAUUCCUCUCUUGCAGCAAAAGGUUUUAGAAGCGUCCGACCAAACCUGCAAGACAAAAAAUCACCAACCCAGAGCCAGAUAACCAUCAAUGGCAACUCUGGUGGCGCUGUGAGUCCAGUGAGUUACUACCAAAGGCCAUUUUCCCCUUCCGCAUACUCCCUUCCAGCCUCACUCAACUCCAGCAUUAUCAUGCAGCAUGGCAGAUCGCUUGAUUCUGCAGAGGCAUAUUCCCAGCAUGCCCAGUCUCUGGAUGGCACCAUGGGAGGCUCCAUCCCACUCUACAGAUCCUCAGAGGAAGAGAAGAGGGUAACAGUGAUCAAAGCCCCGCAUUACCCGGGGAUCGGCCCUGUGGACGAGUCCGGCAUCCCCACAGCCAUUAGGACGACAGUGGACCGGCCGAAGGACUGGUACAAGACAAUGUUCAAACAAAUUCACAUGGUACACAAGCCGGAUGAGGACUCAGACAUGUAUAAUACUCCUUAUACAUACAAUGCAGGUCUGUACAACUCACCCUACAAUGCUCAGUCUCACCCUGCUGCGAAGACCCAGACCUACAGACCUCUUUCCAAAAGCCACUCAGACAAUGGCACGGAUGCUUUUAAGGAGGCGCCCUCCCCAGUGGCUCCCCCACAUGUUCCACCACGACCAAGAGAUCAGUCUUCAACAGAAAAGCAUGACUGGGACCCUCCAGACAGAAAGGUGGACACCAGAAAAUUCCGAUCGGAACCAAGGAGUAUUUUUGAAUAUGAGCCUGGGAAGUCGUCCAUUCUGCAGCAUGAAAGACCCCCCCCUCUCCCAACAACUCCGACACCUGUUCCCCGGGAACCCAGCCGGAAACCUCUCUCGGUGUCGCCCUCAACAGAUGGCCUGCGUAGCCCUUCCCCUCCGCCCCGGAGCUGUGUCCCCGCACCCCGUCAGAGUCCGAGCGCCCCAGCUCUCUCUCCCACCCGGACUGGUCGCAUAAAUCCAGAUGACAUAGAUUUAGAAAAUGAGCCCUGGUAUAAAUUCUUUUCAGAGCUGGAGUUUGGACGUCCGCCUCCUAAAAAGGCUCUGGAUUAUGUUCAAGAUCAUUCUUCCGGUGUUUCCAAUGAGGCCUCCAUCUACCAACCCUCCAUUGACAGAAGCCUGGAAAGACCCAGUAGCUCUGCAAGUAUGGCUGGUGACUUCAGGAAACGGAGGAAGAGCGAGCCUGCAGUGGGCCCACCCAGAGGCUUGGGGGAUCAGAGUGUGAGCAGGGUCAGCCCUGGCCGGGCAGACCUCCCAGGAUCGAACUCCACAUUUACGAAGUCUUUCAUUAGUUCCUCUCCUUCCUCUCCCUCAAGAGCCCAAGGUGGGGAUGAUGGCAAAAUGUGCCCAUCCCUUUGCGGUUACUCGGGGCUCAAUGGCGCCACCUCUAGUGAGUUAGAGUACUGUAGCGCUUAUAGACAGCACUUGGAUGUCCCCCGGGACUCUCAAAGGGCCAUCGCCUUCAAGAACGGCUGGCAGAUGGCCCGGCAAAAUGCAGAGAUCUGGAGCAGCACUGAAGAGACCGUGUCCCCAAAAAUCAAGUCGCGGAGCUGUGAUGAUCUCCUGAAUGACGACUGCGACAGCUUCCCAGAUCCUAAAGCCAAGUCAGAAAGCAUGGGUUCUCUGUUAUGUGAAGACGACUCCAAAGAGAGCUGCUCCAUGGCAUGGACUUCCCCCUACAUCCAGGACGUGUGCGGUAACAGCAAAUCUAGAAUCAAACACAGGUCAGCCCAUAAUGCCCCGGGCUUCCUCAAAAUGUACAAGAAGAUGCACCGCAUCAACCGCAAGGAUUUGAUGAACUCGGAGGUAAUUUGCUCCGUGAAGUCCAGGAUCCUGCAGUAUGAGAAGGAACAGCAGCACCGGGGUCUGCUCCAUGGAUGGAGCCAGUCUUCCACUGAGGAGGUGCCCCGGGACAUGGUACCCACGCGCAUUUCGGAAUUUGAAAAGCUGAUACAGAAGUCCAAGUCCAUGCCCAAUCUAGGGGAUGAGAUGCUAUCUCCUGUCACUCUAGAACCCCAACAAAACGGUCUGUGUCCCAAGAGGCGAUUUUCUAUUGAGUCUCUGCUGGAGGAAGAAACUCAGGGUAGACAGCCUUCUCAGGGUCAGCGGAACUGCAAGUCUAAAACCCUGGUGCCCAUCCACAUUGAAGUCACCAGUGAUGAGCAGCCCAGAACACAUAUGGAGUUUUCCGACAGUGACCAAGAUGGCGUCGUGUCUGACCACAGCGACUACGUUCAUGUAGAAGGGUCAUCCUUUUGCAGUGAAAGUGACUUUGACCAUUUUUCAUUCACAUCCUCUGAAAGUUUCUAUGGAUCCAGUCAUCACCACCACCACCAUCACCACCACCAUCACCGACACCUCAUCAGUUCUUGCAAAGGCCGAUGCCCAGCCUCUUACACUCGAUUUACCACAAUGUUAAAACAUGAAAGAGCUAAACAUGAAAAUAUUGACCAUCCCAGAAGGCAAGAAAUGGACCCCAGCCUAUCUAAACUUGCAUUUCUAGUCAGCCCGGUGCCUUUCCGACGGAAAAAGAAUUUGACUCCCAGAAAACAGACUGAACAGGCAAAAUGCAAAGCCUCUGUAGUUGAGGCUCUGGACACUGCCCUUAAAGACAUCUGUGACCAAAUAAAAGCUGAGAAAAGGAGAGGGAGCCUGCCAGACAACAGUAUAUUGCAUAGGCUUAUCAGUGAACUGUUGCCAGAGAUUCCGGAAAGGAAUUCAUCCCUUAAUGCUCUGAAAAGGAGCCCCAUGCACCAGCCUUUCCACACACUGCCUACAGAUGGUGCUAUUCAUUGUCCAUUGUACCAAAACGAUUGUGGGAGGGUGCCUCACAGUGCCUCUUUCCCAGACGUGGACACAGCCAACAACAGCUACCACGCACAGGACUACGGUAGUACCCUGAGUCUCCAAGACCAUGAGUCCCCUAGAAGUUACUCGUCUACUGUGACUGACUUGGGAAGAAGUCUAUCACGGGAACGAAGAGGAAGUCCAGAAAAAGAGAAAAUGCCUGCAAAAGCUGUCUAUGAUUUCAAAGCUCAGACAUCUAAGGAGCUAUCAUUUAGGAAAGGAGAUACGGUCUACAUCCUCAGGAAAAUUGACCAGAACUGGUAUGAGGGGGAGCACCAUGGAAGAGUGGGCAUUUUUCCAAUCUCCUACGUAGAGAAGCUAACACCUCCAGAAAAAGCUCAGCCCGCCAGACCACCGCCCCCAGUCCAGCCUGGAGAGAUUGGAGAAGCCAUAGCCAAAUACAACUUCAAUGCAGACACAAACGUGGAACUCUCCCUGCGAAAGGGUGAUAGGAUUAUUCUUCUUAAAAGAGUUGACCAAAACUGGUAUGAAGGGAAAAUCCCAGGAAGCAACAGGCAAGGCAUCUUCCCCGUUUCCUAUGUAGAAGUCAUCAAGAAGAACGCAAAAGGUGCUGAGGACUACCCCGACCCUCCUAUACCCCACAGCUACUCUAGUGAUAGAAUUCACAGCCUAAGUUCCAACAAGUAUCUAUUACAGAUACUGGUCUUGAUGCUUAGUUUAAAAAGAAAGGAAACUCUUUUGAGAGUUCAGUGCACUGGGGAUUUCUACCAAUAUUUCUCUUCUAAGCCGCAUCGUCCUAUGUUCACUCACGAAAACAUUCAAGGUGGGGGGGAACCGUUUCAGGCUCUGUAUAACUAUACUCCUAGGAAUGAAGAUGAGCUGGAACUCAGAGAAAGUGAUGUCGUUGAUGUGAUGGAAAAGUGUGACGAUGGAUGGUUCGUGGGAACUUCAAGAAGAACCAAAUUCUUUGGUACUUUUCCUGGGAACUACGUCAAGAGGCUGUGAAUCACCUCCCUCCUUAUUUACUCCACAUGUCAGCAACACAUCUGCAUAACUCACCUGGAACAUCCUGUCGCUGCCAUGCCUUAUGGUUUCCCAUAGGCCAUCACCAUCUCCACCUGCUGCCACCAAAUCACCAGCAGUGACUGCCGCUGUGAGCCUUGGGGAGGCUGGGAGCCUUAGGGAAAUGUGGCAAACUUACACCCACAUAAAUGCCAUUUCCUGCUUUCUGUCCUGAACUUUGAAACGUUUGUGUGUGGAAUCAGAAUGAAAGUCAUCAUACUCAAAAAGAAUGGAAUAGUUAAGGAAGGAAGGAAGAAAGAAAGAAAGAAAGAAAGAAAGAAAGAAAGAAAGAAAGAAAGAAAGAAAGAAAGAAAGAAAGAAAGAAAGAAAGAGAAAGAAAGAAAGAAAGAAAAGAGAAGAGACUCCAGGAGGCUGUCUGGUCUCAUGGCUGUACGUCCACCUCUCUGGAAGGAGUUCUGUCCUCAGGAAGCCAGUUUUCUGAAAUGCUGUGGUUUGCAUUUUCACUUUCAGCUUGGCAGUAUAUUUUCCUUUCACAAGUUUGCCUGGUGCCCUGAGUUUACACUAUAUGACAACUAUGCUUCAGCUAUUGUUUGCCUGCACUUAUAUAUAUUGUUUUAUGCACAGUGAUUAUAAAAUCUAGAGUGAGUAGGAAAGUUAAUAGGGAUGGGUGUGAUUUUUGUUGAUUGCAUUAAGUUUUCACCUAGGAGUCUUUCCUGCCCAUUUUUUUUUGUGUGUACUUACUAGAAGUGCAAACAGUGAGUGAUUAAGAGCCAUUGGUCACUACUAUGACUAUCAUGAAGGUUUAGCCACACCGCAGGAAAAAUUGUGUUGUAAAUUUGCAUUGCUGUUUUAUAUUAAAAUGUAAUCAUCAGCACCAUGAACAGUGAGCUCUUAGUGUUUUAUUUAUCUGUUAAAACUUAAAAGCAGUGUUAGUAAGAGAGGCAAAGAGAUGAAUAAUACCCAUAGGUAAGUUUCACUGUGUGUACACUUACACAUUCAAGGUUGUAUAAGGACAUAAAAAUCAUAUGCUAUGUUGUACAUUUUAUGGAAAUGUAAAAGAAUCCCACAUGAUUUUAUAGAGUACUUCAGGAGCACCCUGAGUGUUAAGGCUGGCUUUAGCAAGGACAAUGAUCAAUACAAUUAUUUUUACUACAAUAAUUAUUUUUCUUCUAUGGAACCCAGAAUCCUGACUCCAUUUGCAGACAGGAAUAUAUAUAAUAUAUAUGUUGAGCCUGAUUUUUCUGGUGUGUGUAAAAUACUUCCUAGAAAUAAUGAAUUAGGCCCUUUUAGAAACAAUGAUUAACUCAUUCAGGUUGCAUUUCCUGCCCCCAAACAGUUCUAUAACAUGAUACCAAGCCUGAAAGACUGAACGGAUUCACAGUGCCUGUGUUCCACAUACCCUGAGACUUACCUUUGUAUUUCGAAUGAAUUUGCAUAAGACCUGUUCGUCUUUGAAUCUUUAGCACCUUAUAGACAAAACUUUUUACGGCUUUCCUCCCAUGGGCAAUGCUUGAUCUCAUACAACAUGUAGACUCUAGCAUUUUGUACAUAUGUUUGUUCUUCUUUUUGUACAGACUAUUUACUUGUUCAGAAAACAGGGGGAUUUCCCAAUUGGAUCUUUAUCCUGCACUUACACUGAGUUUAAACACUUCCAGCAGAUCACCCUUUAUGAUAUCUUCACAGGUCACAGGCUAGCAUGAAUCUGGAAGCUAGCAUUUACACAAAAUUCUAUGAAUUGAAAAGAUCUUUGUAGCCAAUCUGAAAUGCACAUAAAUCUUACUUACAAAGGAACGUCAUUUAAGGGGUGGGGGGAAUACCUUUGAGAACGCCACUUUACUAUCCAGUUCACAACCAACUUUAUAUUAGAUAAACUAAACUUGGGAUUGGAAAUCAGUCAGCCACAUGCAGCUGAAUGAAUACUACUUUUUCACACCGUUUAUGAAAACAAAUCUUCAACUGCGUUGCCUGUCAUAUUUAAGAAAAUUUGCUGUUUCUACUCUCUGUAUCUGAUUUUAAAAGGAAAAAAAAAUUAUUCAGACCUGGCUUUCAGGUCAUUGACUUUGAAUUCUUACAAGCAAAGGUCAUUGUGUUUUUCUUGAGUAGAUAACCUAAUAAAUUUUGCUUGAAAGUA
Molecule: messenger RNA, 7063 nt
Organism: Peromyscus californicus insignis
Lineage: Eukaryota; Metazoa; Chordata; Mammalia; Rodentia; Cricetidae
Gene: Sorbs2
Product: sorbin and SH3 domain containing 2
Exons: 28
Coding region: 913-4914 (1333 amino acids)
Biological process (GO): Notch signaling pathway
Cellular component (GO): dendrite; neuronal cell body; synapse
Molecular function (GO): protein binding
Source: RefSeq, a predicted model, not a curated record